Molecule: messenger RNA, 16638 nt
Organism: Piliocolobus tephrosceles (Ugandan red Colobus)
Lineage: Eukaryota; Metazoa; Chordata; Mammalia; Primates; Cercopithecidae
Gene: KMT2C
Product: lysine methyltransferase 2C
Exons: 59
Coding region: 38-14740 (4900 amino acids)
Biological process (GO): positive regulation of transcription by RNA polymerase II
Cellular component (GO): nucleus; MLL3/4 complex
Molecular function (GO): histone H3K4 methyltransferase activity; transcription coactivator activity; protein binding
Source: RefSeq, a predicted model, not a curated record
AAGUAGGGGAAAAACUGCAGUGGAAGAUGAGGACAGCAUGGAUGGGCUGGAGACAACAGAAACAGAAACGAUUGUGGAAACAGCGGAAAUCAAAGAACAAUCUGCAGAAGAGGAUGCUGAAGCAGAAGUGGAUAACAGCAAACAGCUAAUUCCAGCUCUUCAGCGAUCUGUGUCUGAGGAAUCGGCAAACUCCCUGGUCUCUGUUGGUGUAGAAGCCAAAAUCAGUGAACAGCUCUGCGCUUUUUGUUACUGUGGGGAAAAAAGUUCCUUAGGACAAGGAGACUUAAAACAGUUCAGAGUAACGCCUGGAUUUGUCUUGCCAUGGAGAAACCAACCUUCUAACAAGAAGGACAUUGAUGACAACAGCAAUGGAACCUAUGAGAAAACACAAAACUCAGCACCACGAAAACAAAGAGGACAGAGAAAAGAACGAUCUCCUCAGCAGAAUAUAGUAUCUUGUGUAAGUGUAAGCACCCAGACAGCUUCAGAUGAUCAGGCUGGUAAACUGUGGGAUGAACUCAGUCUGGUUGGGCUUCCAGAUGCCAUUGAUGUCCAAGCCUUAUUUGAUUCUACAGGCACUUGUUGGGCUCAUCACCGUUGUGUGGAGUGGUCACUAGGAGUAUGCCAGAUGGAAGAACCAUUGUUAGUGAACGUGGACAAAGCUGUUGUCUCAGGGAGCACAGAACGAUGUGCAUUUUGUAAGCACCUUGGAGCCACUAUCAAAUGCUGUGAAGAGAAAUGUACCCAGAUGUAUCAUUAUCCUUGUGCUGCAGGAGCUGGCACCUUUCAGGAUUUCAGUCACAUCUUCCUGCUUUGUCCAGAACACAUUGACCAAGCUCCUGAAAGAUCAAAGGAAGAUGCAAACUGUGCAGUGUGCGACAGCCCGGGAGACCUCUUAGAUCAGUUCUUUUGUACUACUUGUGGUCAGCACUAUCAUGGAAUGUGCCUGGAUAUAGCGGUUACUCCAUUAAAACGUGCAGGUUGGCAAUGUCCUGAGUGCAAAGUGUGCCAGAACUGCAAACAAUCGGGAGAAGAUAGCAAGAUGCUAGUGUGUGAUACGUGUGACAAAGGGUAUCAUACUUUUUGUCUUCAACCAGUUAUGAAAUCAGUACCAACCAAUGGCUGGAAAUGCAAAAAUUGCAGAAUAUGUAUAGAGUGUGGCACACGGUCUAGUUCUCAGUGGCAUCACAAUUGCCUGAUAUGUGACAAUUGUUACCAACAGCAGGAUAACUUAUGUCCCUUCUGUGGGAAGUGCUAUCAUCCAGAAUUGCAGAAAGACAUGCUUCAUUGUAAUAUGUGCAAAAGGUGGGUUCACCUAGAGUGUGACAAACCAACAGAUCAUGAACUGGAUCCUCAGCUCAAAGAAGAGUAUAUCUGCAUGUAUUGUAAACACCUGGGAGCUGAGAUGGAUCCUUUACAGCCAGGUGAGGAAGUGGAGAUAGCUGAGCUCACUACAGAUUAUAACAAUGAAAUGGAAGUUGAAGGCCCUGAAGAUCAAAUGGUAUUCCCAGAGCAUGCAGUUAGUAAAGAUGUCAACGAUCAGGAGUCCGCUCCUGGAAUUGUUCCAGAUGCAGUUCAAGUCCACACUGAAGAGCAACAGAAGAGUCAUCCCUCAGAAAGUCUUGACACAGAUAGUCUUCUCAUUGCUGUAUCAUCCCAACAUAAAAUGAAUACCGAAUUGGAAAAACAGAUUUCUAAUGAAGUUGAUAGUGAAGAAAUGAAAACGUCUUCUGAAGUGAAGCGUAUUUGUGGUGAAGAUCAAAUGGAAGAUAAAAUGGAAGUGACAGAAAACAUUGAAGUCGUUACACACCGGAUCAUUGUGCGGCAAGAGGAACUGCAGUUGUUAGAGGAACCUAAAACAGUGGUAUCCAAAGAAGAAUCGGGGCCUCCAAAAUUAGUCAUUGAAUCUGUCACUCUUCCACUGGACACCUUAGUGUCCUCACAUGAGGGAAGUGUUUCACUAAGUCCUGAGGAACAGUUGGUUAUGGAAAGACUACAAGGAGAAAAGGAACAGAAAGAAAAUUCUGAACUUUCUACUGGAUUGAUGGACUCUGAAAUGACUCCUACAAUUGAGAGUUGUGUGAAAGAUGUUUCAUACCAAGGAGACAAAUCUAUAAAGUUAUCAUCUGAGACAGAGUCAUCAUUUUCAUCAUCAGCAGACAUAAGCAAGGCAGAUGUGUCUUCCUCCCCAACACCUUCUUCAGACUUGCCUUCACAUGACAUGCUGCAUAAUUACCCUUCAGCUCUUAGUUCCUCUGCUGGAAACAUCAUGCCAACAACUUACAUCUCAGUCACUCCAAAAAUUGGCAUGGGUAAACCAGCUAUUACUAAAAGAAAAUUUUCUCCUGGUAGACCUCGGUCCAAACAGGGGGCUUGGAGCACCCAUAAUACAGUGAGCCCACCUUCCUGGUCCCCAGACAUUUCAGAAGGUCGGGAAAUUUUUAAACCCAGGCAGCUUCCUGGCAGUGCCAUUUGGAGCAUCAAAGUGGGCCGUGGGUCUGGAUUUCCAGGAAAGCGGAGACCUCGAGGUGCAGGACUGUCGGGGCGAGGUGGCCGAGGCAGGUCAAAGCUGAAAAGUGGAAUCGGAGCUGUUGUAUUACCUGGGGUGUCUGCUGCAGAUAUUUCAUCAAAUAAGGAUGAUGAAGAAAACUCUAUGCACAAUACAGUUGUGUUGUUUUCUAGUAGUGACAAGUUCACUUUGAAUCAGGAUAUGUGUGUAGUUUGUGGCAGUUUUGGCCAAGGAGCAGAAGGAAGAUUACUUGCCUGUUCUCAGUGUGGUCAGUGUUACCAUCCAUACUGUGUCAGUAUUAAGAUCACUAAAGUGGUUCUUAGCAAAGGUUGGAGGUGUCUUGAGUGCACUGUGUGUGAGGCCUGUGGGAAGGCAACUGACCCAGGAAGACUCCUGCUGUGUGAUGACUGUGACAUAAGUUAUCACACCUACUGCCUAGACCCUCCAUUGCAGACAGUUCCCAAAGGAGGCUGGAAGUGCAAAUGGUGUGUUUGGUGCAGACACUGUGGAGCAACAUCUGCAGGUCUAAGAUGUGAAUGGCAGAACAAUUACACACAGUGCGCUCCUUGUGCAAGCUUAUCUUCCUGUCCAGUCUGCUAUCGAAACUAUAGAGAAGAAGAUCUUAUUCUGCAAUGUAGACAAUGUGAUAGAUGGAUGCAUGCAGUUUGUCAAAACUUAAAUACUGAGGAAGAAGUGGAAAAUGUAGCAGACAUUGGUUUUGAUUGUAGCAUGUGCAGACCCUAUAUGCCUGCGUCUAAUGUGCCUUCCUCAGACUGCUGUGAAUCUUCACUUGUAGCACAAAUUGUCACAAAAGUAAAAGAGCUAGACCCACCCAAGACUUAUACCCAGGAUGGUGUGUGUUUGACUGAAUCAGGGAUGACUCAGUUACAGAGCCUCACAGUUACAGUUCCAAGAAGAAAACGGUCAAAACCAAAAUUGAAAUUGAAGAUUAUAAAUCAGAAUAGCGUGGCCGUCCUUCAGACCCCUCCAGACAUCCAAUCAGAGCAUUCAAGGGAUGGUGAAAUGGAUGAUAGUCGAGAAGGAGAACUUAUGGAUUGUGAUGGAAAAUCAGAAUCUAGUCCUGAGCGGGAAGCUGUGGAUGAUGAAACUAAGGGAGUAGAAGGAACAGAUGGUGUCAAAAAGAGAAAAAGGAAACCAUACAGACCAGGUAUUGGUGGAUUUAUGGUGCGGCAAAGAAGUCGAACUGGGCAAGGGAAAACCAAAAGAUCGGUGAUCAGAAAAGAUUCCUCAGGCUCUAUUUCUGAGCAGUUACCUUGCAGAGAUGAUGGCUGGAGUGAGCAGUUACCAGAUACUUUAGUUGAUGAAUCUGUUUCUGUUACUGAAAGUACUGAAAAAAUAAAGAAGAGAUACCGAAAAAGGAAAAAUAAGCUUGAAGAAACUUUCCCUGCCUAUUUACAAGAAGCUUUCUUUGGAAAAGAUCUUCUAGAUACAAGUAGACAAAGCAAGAUAAGUUUAGAUAAUCUAUCAGAAGAUGCAGCUCAGCUUUCAUAUAAAACAAACAUGAACGCAGGUUUCUUGGAUCCUUCCUUGGAUCCACUACUUAGUUCAUCCUCGGCUCCAACAAAAUCUGGAACUCACGGUCCUGCUGAUGACCCAUUAGCUGAUAUUUCUGAAGUUUUAAACACAGAUGAUGACAUUCUUGGAAUAAUUUCAGAUGAUCUAGCAAAAUCAGUUGAUCAUUCAGAUAUUGGUCCUGUCCCUGAUGAUCCUUCUUUGCCUCAGCCAAGUGUCAAUCAGAGUUCACGACCAUUAAGUGAAGAACAACUAGAUGGGAUCCUCAGUCCCGAACUAGACAAAAUGGUCACAGAUGGAGCAAUUCUUGGAAAAUUAUAUAAAAUUCCAGAGCUUGGUGGAAAAGAUGUUGAAGACUUAUUUACAGCUGUACUUAGUCCUGCGAACACUCAGCCAACUCCAUUGCCACAGCCUCCCCCACCAACACAGCUGUUGCCAAUACACAAUCAGGAUGUUUUUUCACGGAUGCCACUCAUGAAUGGCCUUAUUGGACCCAGUCCUCAUCUCCCACAUAAUUCUUUGCCACCUGGAAGCGGACUGGGAACUUUCUCUGCAAUUGCACAAUCCCCUUAUCCUGAUGCCAGGGAUAAAAAUUCAGCCUUUAAUCCAAUGGCAAGUGAUCCUAACAACUCUUGGACAUCAUCAGCUCCCACUGUGGAAGGAGAAAAUGACACACUGUCGAAUGCUCAGAGAAGCACGCUUAAGUGGGAGAAAGAGGAGGCUCUGGGUGAAAUGGCCACAGUUGCACCGGUUCUGUACACCAAUAUUAAUUUCCCCAACUUAAAGGAAGAAUUCCCUGAUUGGACUACUAGAGUGAAGCAAAUUGCCAAAUUGUGGAGAAAAGCAAGCUCACAGGAAAGAGCACCAUAUGUGCAAAAAGCCAGAGAUAACAGAGCUGCUUUACGCAUUAAUAAAGUACAGAUGUCAAAUGAUUCCAUGAAAAGGCAGCAACAGCAAGACAGCAUCGAUCCCAGUUCUCGUAUUGAUUCGGAGCUUUUUAAAGAUCCAUUAAAGCAAAGAGAAUCAGAACAUGAACAGGAAUGGAAAUUUAGACAGCAAAUGCGUCAGAAAAGUAAGCAGCAAGCUAAAAUCGAAGCCACACAGAAACUUGAACAGGUGAAAAAUGAGCAGCAACAGCAGCAACAACAGCAGUUUGGUUCUCAGCAUCUUCUGGUGCCGUCUGGUUCAGAUACACCAAGCAGUGGGAUACAGAGUCCCUUGACACCUCAGCCUGGCAAUGGGAAUAUGUCUCCUGCACAGUCAUUCCAUAAAGAACUGUUUACAAAACAGCCACCCAGUACCCCUACAUCUACAUCUUCAGAUGAUGUGUUUGUAAAACCACAAGCUCCACCUCCUCCUCCAGCCCCAUCCCGGAUUCCCAUUCAGGAGGGUCUUUCUCAGGCUCAGGCUUCUCAGCCACCUUCACCACAAGUGUUUUCACCUGGGUCCUCCAACUCACGACCACCAUCUCCAGUGGAUCCGUAUGCAAAAAUGGUUGGUACCCCUCGACCACCUCCUGUGGGCCAUAGUUUUUCCAGAAGAAAUUCUGCUGCACCAGUGGAAAACUGUACACCUUUAUCAUCGGUAUCUAGGCCCCUUCAAAUGAAUGAGACAACAGCAAAUAGGCCAUCGCCAGUCAGAGAUUUAUGUUCUUCCUCCAUGACAAAUAAUGACCCCUAUGCAAAACCUCCAGACACACCUAGGCCUGUGAUGACAGAUCAAUUUCCCAAAUCCUUGGGCCUCUCCCGGUCUCCUAUAGUUUCAGAACAAACUGCAAAAGGCCCUGUAGCAGCUGGAACCAAUGAUCACUUUACUAAACCACCUCCUAGGGCAGAUGUGUUUCAAAGACAACGGAUACCUGACCCAUAUGCACGACCCUUGUUGACACCUGCACCUCUUGAUGGUGGUCCUGGACCUUUUAAGACUCCAAUGCAACCUCCUCCAUCCUCUCAGGAUCCUUAUGGAUCAGUGUCACAGGCAUCAAGGCGAUUGUCUAUUGACCCUUAUGAAAGGCCUGCUUUGACACCAAGACCUAUAGAUAAUUUUUCUCAUAAUCAGUCAAAUGAUCCAUAUAGUCAGGCUCCCCUAACCCCACAUCCAGCAAUGAAUGAAUCUUUUGCCCAUCCUUCAAGGGCUUUUUCCCAGCCUGGAACCAUAUCAAGGCCAACAUCUCAGGACCCAUACUCCCAGCCCCCAGGAACUCCACGACCUGUUAUAGAUUCUUACUCCCAAUCUUCAGGAACAGCUAGGUCUAAUACAGACCCUUACUCUCAGCCUCCUGGAACUCCCCGGCCUACUACUGUUGACCCAUAUAGUCAGCAGCCCCCAACCCCAAGACCAUCUACACAGACUGACUUGUUUGUUACAUCUGUAACUAAUCAGAGGCAUUCUGAUCCAUAUGCUCAUCCUCCUGGAACACCAAGACCUGGAAUAUCUGUCCCUUACUCUCAGCCACCAGCAACACCAAGGCCAAGGAUUUCAGAGGGUUUUACUAGGUCCUCAAUGACAAGACCAGUCCUCAUGCCAAAUCAGGAUCCUUUCCUGCAAGCAGCACAAAACCGAGGACCAGCUUUACCUGGCCCGUUGGUAAGGCCACCCGAUACAUGUUCCCAGACACCUAGGCCCCCUGGACCUGGUCUUUCAGACACAUUUAGCCGUGUUUCCCCAUCUGCUACCCGUGAUCCCUAUGAUCAGCCUCCGGUGACUCCAAGAUCUCAGUCGGACUCUUUUGGAACCAGUCAAGCUGCCCCUGAUGUUGCCGAUCAGCCAAGGCCUGGGUCAGAGGGGAGCUUCUGUGCAUCUUCAAACUCUCCAAUGCACUCCCAAGGCCAGCAGUUCUCUGGUGUCUCCCAGCUUCCUGGACCUGUGCCAACUUCAGGGGUAACUGACACACAGAAUACUGUGAAUAUGGCCCAAGCAGAUACGGAAAAAUUGAGACAGCGGCAGAAGUUGCGUGAAAUUAUUCUCCAGCAGCAACAGCAGAAGAAGAUUGCAGGUCGGCAGGAGAAGGGGUCACAGGACUCUCCCGCAGUGCCUCAUCCAGGGCCUCUUCAACACUGGCAACCAGAGAAUAUUAACCAGGCUUUCGCCAGACCCCCACCUCCUUAUCCUGGGAACAUUAGGUCUCCUGUUGCCCCUCCUUUAGGACCUAGAUAUGCUCUUUUCCCAAAAGAUCAGCGUGGACCCUAUCCUCCUGAUGUUGCUAGUAUGGGGAUGAGACCUCAUGGAUUUAGAUUUGGAUUUCCAGGAGGUAGUCAUGGUACCAUGCCGAGUCAAGAGCGCUUCCUUGUGCCUCCUCAACAAAUACAGGGAUCUGGAGUUUCUCCACAGCUAAGAAGAUCAAUAUCUGUAGAUAUGCCUAGGCCUUUAAAUAACUCACAAAUGAAUAAUCCAGUUGGACUUCCUCAGCAUUUUUCACCACAGAGCCUGCCAGUUCAGCAGCACAACAUACUGGGCCAAGCAUAUAUUGAACUGAGACAUAGGGCUCCUGACGGAAGGCAACGGCUGCCUUUCAGUGCUCCACCUGGCAGCGUUGUAGAGGCGUCUUCUAAUCUGAGACAUGGAAACUUCAUUCCCCGGCCAGACUUUCCGGGCCCUAGACACACAGAGCCCAUGAGACGACCUCCCCAGGGUCUACCUAAUCAGCUACCUGUGCACCCAGAUUUGGAACAAGUGCCACCAUCUCAACAAGAGCAAGGUCAUUCUGUCCACUCAUCUUCUGUGGUCAUGAGGACUCUGAACCAUCCACUAGGUGGUGAAUUUUCAGAAGCUCCUUUGUCAACAUCUGUACCAUCUGAAACAACGUCUGAUAAUUUACAGAUAACCACCCAACCUUCUGAUGGUCUAGAAGAAAAACUCGAUUCUGAUGACCCUUCUGUGAAAGAACUGGAUGUUAAAGACCUUGAGGGAGUUGAAGUCAAAGACUUAGAUGAUGAAGAUCUUGAAAACUUAAAUUUAGAUACAGAGGAUGGCAAGGUAGUUGAAUUGGAUACUUUAGAUAAUUUGGAAACUAAUGAUCCCAACCUGGAUGACCUCUUAAGGUCAGGAGAGUUUGAUAUCAUUGCGUAUACAGAUCCAGAACUUGACCUGGGAGAUAAGAAAAGCAUGUUUAAUGAGGAGCUAGACCUUCCAAUUGAUGAUAAGUUAGAUAAUCAGUGUGCAUCUGUUGAACCCAAAAAAAAGGAACAAGAAGACAAAACUCUGGUUCUCUCUGAUAAACAUUCACCACAGAAAAAAUCCACUGUUACCAAUGAGGUAAAAAUGGAAGUAUUGUCUCCAAAUUCUAAGGUGGAAUCCAAAUGUGAAACUGAAAAAAGUGAUGAGAAUAAAGAUAAUGUUGACCCUCCCUGCUCACAGGCUUCUGCUCACUCAGACCUAAAUGAUGGAGAAAAGACUUCUUUGCAUCCUUGUGAUCCAGAUCUAUUUGAGAAAAGAACGAAUCGAGAAACCGCUGGCUCCAGUGCAAAUGUCAUUCAAGGAUCCACUCAACUACCUGCUCAAGAUGUAAUAAACUCUUGUGGCAUAACUGGAUCAACUCCAGUUCUCUCAAGUUUACUUGCUAAUGAAAAAUCUGAUAAUUCAGACAUUAGGCCAUUGGGGUCUCCACCACCAACUCUGCCGGCCUCACCAUCUAAUCAUGUGUCAAGUUUGCCUCCUCUAAUAGCACCGCCUGGCCAUGUUUUGGAUAAUACCAUGAAUUCUAAUGUAACAGUAGUCUCUAGGGUAAACCAUGCUUUUUCUCAGGGUGUGCAGGUAAAUCCAGGAUUCGUUCCAGGUCAGUCAACAGUUAACCACAAUUUGGGGACAGGAAAACCUACAACUCAAACUGGGCCUCUAACAAGUCAGUCUGGUACCAGUGGCGUGUCUGGACCCCAACAACUAAUGAUUCCUCAAACAUUAGCACAGCAGAAUAGAGAGAGGCCCCUUCUUCUAGAAGAACAGCCGCUGCUUCUACAGGAUCUUUUGGAUCAAGAAAGGCAAGAACAGCAGCAGCAAAGACAGAUGCAAGCCAUGAUUCGUCAGCGAUCAGAACCAUUCUUCCCUAAUAUUGAUUUUGAUGCAAUUACAGAUCCGAUAAUGAAAGCCAAAAUGGUGGCCCUUAAAGGCAUAAAUAAAGUGAUGGCACAAAACAAUCUGGGCAUGCCACCAAUGGUGAUGAGCAGGUUCCCUUUUAUGGGCCAGGCGGUAACUGGAACCCAGAACAGUGAAGGACAGAACCUUGGACCACAAGCCAUUCCUCAGGAUGGCAGUAUAACACAUCAGAUUUCUAGGCCUAAUCCUCCAAAUUUUGGUCCAGGCUUUGUCAAUGAUUCACAGCGUAAGCAGUAUGAAGAGUGGCUCCAGGAGACCCAACAGCUGCUUCAAAUGCAGCAGAAGUAUCUUGAAGAACAAAUUGGUGCUCAUAGAAAAUCUAAGAAGGCCCUUUCAGCUAAACAACGUACCGCCAAGAAAGCUGGGCGUGAAUUUCCAGAGGAAGAUGCAGAACAACUCAAGCAUGUUACUGAACAGCAAAGCAUGGUUCAGAAACAGCUAGAACAGAUUCGUAAACAACAGAAAGAACAUGCUGAAUUGAUUGAAGAUUAUCGGAUCAAACAGCAGCAACAGCAGCAGCAGUGUGCGAUGGCCCCACCUACCAUGAUGCCCAGUGUCCAGCCCCAGCCACCCCUAAUUCCAGGUGCCACUCCACCCACCAUGAGCCAACCCUCCUUUCCCAUGGUGCCACAGCAGCUUCAGCACCAGCAGCACACAACAGUUAUUUCUGGCCAUACCAGUCCUGUUAGAAUGCCUAAUUUACCUGGAUGGCAACCCAACACUGCUCCUGCCCACCUGCCCCUCAAUCCUCCUAGAAUUCAACCCCCAAUUGCCCAGUUACCAAUAAAAACUUGUACACCAGCGCCAGGGACAGUCUCAAAUGCAAAUCCACAGACUGGACCACCACCUCGGGUAGAAUUUGAUGACAACAAUCCCUUUAGUGAAAGUUUUCAAGAACGGGAACGUAAGGAACGUUUACGAGAACAGCAAGAGAGACAACGGAUCCAACUCAUGCAAGAGGUAGAUAGACAAAGAGCUUUGCAGCAGAGGAUGGAAAUGGAGCAGCAUGGCAUGGUGGGCUCUGAGAUAAGUAGUAGUAGGACAUCUGUGUCCCAGAUUCCCUUCUACAGUUCCGACUUACCUUGCGAUUUUAUGCAACCUCCAAGACCCCUUCAGCAGUCUCCACAACACCAACAGCAAAUGGGACAGGUUUUACAGCAACAGAAUAUACAACAAGGAUCGAUUAAUUCACCCUCCACCCAAACUUUCAUGCAGACUAAUGAGCGAAGGCAGGUAGGACCUCCUUCAUUUGUUCCUGAGUCACCAUCAAUCCCUGUUGGAAGCCCAAAUUUUUCUUCUGUUAAGCAAGGACAUGGAAAUCUUUCUGGGACCGGCUUCCACCAGUCUCCAGUGAGGCCUUCUUUUACACCUGCUUUACCAGCAGCACCUCCGGUAGCUAAUAGCAGUCUCCCAUGUGGCCAAGAUUCUACUAUAACCCAUGGACACAGUUACCCGGCAUCAACCCAAUCACUCAUUCAGUUGUAUUCUGAUAUAAUCCCAGAGGAAAAAGGGAAAAAGAAAAGAACAAGAAAAAAGAAAAGAGAUGAUGAUGCAGAAUCCACCAAGGCUCCAUCAACUCCCCAUUCAGAUAUAACUGCUCCACCGACUCCAAGCAUCUCAGAAACUACCUCUACUCCUGCAGUGAGCACACCCAGUGAGCUUCCUCAACAGGCCGACCAAGAGUCGGUGGAACCAGUCGGCCCAUCCACUCCCAGUAUGGCAGCAGGCCAGCUAUGUACAGAAGUAGAGAACAAACUGCCCAAUAGUGAUUUCUCACAAGCAGCUCCAAAUCAACAGACUUAUGCAAAUUCAGAAGUAGAUAAGCUCUCCGUGGAAACCCCUGCCAAAACAGAAGAGAUAAAACUGGAAAAGCCUGAGACAGAGUCAUGCCCGGGCCAAGAGGAGCCUAAAUUGGAGGAACAGAGUGGUAGUAAGGUAGAAGGAAAUGCUGCAGCCUGUCCUGUCUCCUCAGCACAGAGUCCUCCCCAUUCUGUUGGGGCCCCUGCUGCCAAAGGAGACUCAGGGAAUGAACUUCUGAAACACUUGUUGAAAAAUAAAAAGUCAUCUUCUCUUUUGAAUCAAAAACCUGAGGGCAAUAUUUGUUCAGAAGAUGACUGUACAAAGGAUAAUAAACUAGCUGAGAAGCAGAACCCAGCUGAAGGACUGCAAACUUUGGGGGCUCAAAUGCAAGGUGGUUUUGGAUGUGGCAACCAGUUGCCAAAAACAGAUGGAGGAAGUGAAACCAAGAAACAGCGAAGCAAACGGACUCAGAGGACGGGUGAGAAAGCAGCACCUCGCUCAAAGAAAAGGAAAAAGGACGAAGAGGAGAAACAAGCUAUGUACUCUAGCACCGAUACAUUUACCCACUUGAAACAGCAGCUCUCUCUGCUCCCUCUAAUGGAACCAAUCAUUGGAGUGAACUUUGCGCACUUUCUUCCUUAUGGCAGUGGCCAAUUUAAUAGUGGGAAUCGACUUCUAGGAACUUUUGGCAGUGCUACCCUGGAAGGGGUUUCGGACUACUAUUCUCAGUUGAUCUACAAGCAGAAUAAUUUAAGUAAUCCUCCAACACCCCCUGCCUCUCUUCCUCCUACACCACCUCCUAUGGCUUGUCAGAAGAUGGCCAAUGGUUUUGCAACAACUGAAGAACUUGCUGGAAAAGCUGGAGUGUUAGUGAGCCAUGAAGUUACCAAAACUCUAGGACCUAAACCAUUUCAGCUGCCCUUCAGACCCCAGGAUGACUUGUUGGCCCGAGCUCUUGCUCAGGGCCCCAAGACAGUUGAUGUGCCAGCCUCCCUCCCAACACCACCUCACAACAAUCAGGAAGAAUUAAGGAUACAGGAUCACUGUGGUGAUCGAGACACUCCUGACAGUUUUGUUCCCUCGUCGUCUCCUGAGAGUGUGGUUGGGGUAGAAGUGAGCCGGUACCCAGAUCUGUCAUUGGUCAAGGAGGAGCCUCCAGAACCGGUGCCGUCCCCCAUCAUUCCCAUCCUUCCUAGCACUGCGGGGAAAAGUUCUGAAUCAAGAAGGAAUGACAUCAAAACUGAGCCAGGCACUUUAUAUUUUGCAUCACCUUUUGGUUCUUCCCCAAAUGGUCCCAGAUCGGGUCUUAUAUCUGUAGCAAUUACUCUGCAUCCUACAGCUGCUGAGAACAUUAGUAGUGUUGUGGCUGCGUUUUCCGACCUUCUUCACGUCCGAAUCCCUAACAGCUAUGAGGUUAGCAAUGCUCCAGAUGUCCCAUCCAUGGGUUUGGUCAGUAGCCACAGAAUCAACCCGGGUUUGGAGUAUCGACAGCAUUUACUUCUCCGUGGGCCUCCGCCAGGAUCUGCAAACCCUCCCAGAUUAGUGAGCUCUUACCGGCUGAAGCAGCCUAAUGUACCAUUUCCUCCAACAAGCAAUGGUCUUUCUGGAUAUAAGGAUUCUAGUCAUGGUAUUGCAGAAAGCGCAGCACUCAGACCACAGUGGUGUUGUCAUUGUAAAGUGGUUAUUCUUGGAAGUGGUGUGCGGAAAUCUUUCAAAGAUCUGACCCUUUUGAACAAGGAUUCCCGAGAAAGCACCAAGCGGGUAGAGAAGGACAUUGUCUUUUGUAGUAAUAACUGCUUUAUUCUUUAUUCAUCAACUGCACAAGCAAAAAACUCAGAAAACAAGGAAUCUGUUCCUUCAUUGCCACAAUCACCUAUGAGAGAAACGCCUUCCAAAGCGUUUCAUCAGUACAGCAACAACAUCUCCACUUUGGAUGUGCACUGUCUCCCCCAGCUCCAGGAGAAGGCUUCUCCCCCUGCCUCACCGCCCAUCGCCUUCCCUCCUGCUUUUGAAGCAGCCAAAGUAGAGGCCAAGCCAGAUGAGCUGAAGGUAACAGUCAAGCUGAAGCCUCGGCUAAGAACUGUCCAUGGUGGGUUUGAAGACUGUAGGCCGCUGAAUAAAAAAUGGAGAGGAAUGAAAUGGAAGAAGUGGAGCAUUCAUAUUGUAAUCCCUAAGGGGACAUUUAAACCACCUUGUGAGGAUGAAAUAGAUGAAUUUCUAAAGAAAUUGGGCACUUCCCUUAAACCUGAUCCUGUGCCCAAAGACUAUCGGAAAUGUUGCUUUUGUCAUGAAGAAGGUGAUGGAUUGACAGAUGGACCAGCAAGGCUACUCAACCUUGACUUGGAUCUGUGGGUCCACUUGAACUGCGCUCUGUGGUCCACGGAGGUCUAUGAGACUCAGGCUGGUGCCUUAAUAAAUGUGGAGCUAGCUCUGAGGAGAGGCCUACAAAUGAAAUGCGUCUUCUGUCACAAGACAGGUGCCACUAGUGGAUGCCACAGAUUUCGAUGCACCAACAUUUAUCACUUUACUUGCGCCAUUAAAGCACAAUGCAUGUUUUUUAAGGACAAAACUAUGCUUUGCCCCAUGCACAAACCAAAGGGAAUUCAUGAGCAAGAAUUAAGUUACUUUGCAGUCUUCAGGAGGGUCUAUGUUCAGCGUGAUGAGGUGCGACAGAUUGCUAGCAUCGUGCAACGAGGAGAACGGGACCAUACCUUUCGCGUGGGUAGCCUCAUCUUCCACACAAUCGGUCAGCUGCUUCCACAGCAGAUGCAAGCAUUCCAUUCUCCUAAAGCACUCUUCCCUGUGGGCUAUGAAGCCAGCCGGCUGUACUGGAGCACGCGUUAUGCCAACAGGCGCUGCCGCUACCUGUGCUCCAUUGAGGAGAAGGACGGGCGCCCGGUGUUUGUCAUCAGGAUUGUGGAACAAGGCCAUGAAGACCUGGUUCUAAGUGACAUCUCACCUAAAGGUGUCUGGGAUAAGAUACUGGAGCCUGUAGCAUGUGUGAGAAAAAAGUCUGAAAUGCUCCAACUUUUCCCAGCAUAUUUAAAAGGAGAGGAUCUGUUUGGCCUGACCGUCUCUGCAGUGGCACGCAUAGCGGAAUCACUACCUGGGGUUGAGGCAUGUGAAAACUAUACCUUCCGAUACGGCCGAAAUCCUCUCAUGGAACUUCCUCUUGCCGUUAACCCCACAGGUUGUGCCCGUUCUGAACCUAAAAUGAGUGCCCAUGUCAAGAGGUUUGUGUUAAGGCCUCACACCUUAAACAGCACCAGCACCUCAAAGUCAUUCCAGAGCACAGUCACUGGAGAACUGAACGCACCUUAUAGUAAACAGUUUGUUCACUCCAAGUCCUCGCAGUACCGGAAGAUGAAGACUGAAUGGAAAUCCAACGUGUAUCUGGCACGGUCUCGGAUUCAGGGGCUGGGCCUGUAUGCUGCUAGAGACAUUGAGAAGCACACCAUGGUCAUUGAGUAUAUCGGGACUAUCAUUCGAAAUGAAGUAGCAAACAGAAAGGAGAAACUGUAUGAGUCUCAGAACCGUGGUGUGUACAUGUUCCGCAUGGAUAACGACCACGUGAUUGAUGCGACGCUCACAGGAGGGCCUGCGAGGUAUAUCAACCAUUCAUGUGCACCUAAUUGUGUGGCUGAAGUGGUGACUUUUGAGAGAGGACACAAAAUUAUCAUCAGCUCCAAUCGGAGAAUCCAGAAAGGAGAAGAGCUCUGCUAUGACUAUAAGUUUGACUUUGAAGAUGACCAGCACAAGAUUCCGUGUCACUGUGGAGCUGUUAACUGCCGGAAGUGGAUGAACUGAAAUGCAUUCCUUGCUAUCUCAGCGGGCGGCUUGUCCCUAGGAAGAGGCGAUUCAACACACCAUUGGAAUUUUGCAGACAGAAAGAUAUUUUUGUUUUCUGUUUUAUGACUUUUUGAAAAAGCUUCUGGGAGUUCUGAUUUCCUCGGUCCUUUAGGUUAGAGCAGCGCCAGGAGGAAGCUGACAGAGGCAGCGCCCCUGAAGUGGCCGAGGUGAAACAGAAUUACAGAACGGUCCAGCACUUUGCUUUCUUUUCUUUUCCUUUUCUUUCUUUUUUUGUUUGCUUUUUUUUCCCUUGUGGGUGGGUUUCGUAGUUUUGGUUUUUUAGUCUCACUAAGGAGAAACUUUUACUGGGGCAAAGAGCCGAUGGCUGCCCUGCCCCGGGCGGGGCCUUCCUAUGAAUGUAAGACUGAAAUCACCAGCGAAGGGGACAGAGAGUGCUGGCCACGGCCUUAUUAAAAAGGGGCAGGCCCUCUAACUUCAAAAUGUUUUUAAAUAAAGUAGACACCACUGAACAAGGAAUGUACUGAAAUGACUUCCUUAGGGAUAGAGCUAAGGGAUAAUAACUUGCACUAAAUACAUUUAAAUACUUGAUUCCAUGAGUCAGUUUAUUGUAGUUUUUGAUUUCUGUAAAAUAAGAGAAACUUUUGUAUUUAUUAUUGAAUAAGUGAAUGAAGCUAUUUUUAAAUAAAGUUAGAAGAAAGCCAAGCUGCUGCUGUUCCCUGCAGAACUAACAAACCUGUUACUUUGUACAGAUAUGUAAAUAUUUUGAGAAAAAUACAGUAUAAAAAUAGUUAUUGACCAAAUGCUACCAGGCUCUGCAGCAGCUCGGGUGCUUAUAAAAUGUUCAUAGGGAUGUUACAAUAUAAUUUUGUGUUAUAAAAUAUGCCAUUAUAAUUAUGUAAUAACCAAAAUUUCAACCUAGAGUGUUUGGGGUUUUUUGGAAACUGCAGUCUAUUAGUACUUAAUGGUUUUAUACACCUUCCUUCUGACAGAGCGGGGCGUAUGCUACAACUUUUAUAGCUGUUUUGGUAAUUUAAACUAAUUUUUUCAUAUUAUAUUGUUGCAUCCCUACUUCUUCAGUCAGGUUUUUUUGUGCUUACAAUUUGUGAUAACUGUGAAUAACUGCUUAAAAAUACACCCAAAUGGAGGCUGAAUUUUUUCUUCAGCAAAAGUAGUUUUGAUUAGAACUUUGUUUCAGGCCAUAGAGAAUCAUGUAAACAUAAUAGGAUCAUGUAGCAGAAACUUAAAUCUAACCCUCUAGCCUUCUAUUUAACACAAAAAUUUGAAAAAGCAAAAAAAAAAAAAAGGAGAUGUGACUAUGCUUACAGCUGCAGGACUCUGGCAAUAGGGUUUUGGAAGAUGUAAUUUUAAAAUGUGUUUGUAUGAACUGUUUGUUUACAUUUCUUUAAUAAAAAAAAAACACUGUUUUGUGUUUGCUUGUAGAAACUUAAUCAGCAUUUUGAACCAGGUUAGCUUUUUAUUUUGUACUUAAAAUUCUGGUACUGACACUUCACAGGCUAAGUAUAAAAUGAAGUUUUGUGUGCACAAUUCAAGUGGACUGUAAACUGUUGGUAUAUUCAGUGAUGCAGUUCUGAACUUGUAUAUGGCAUGAUGUAUUUUUAUCUUACAGAAUAAAUCAAUUGUAUAUAUUUUUCUCUUGAUAAAUAGCUGUAUGAAAUUUGUUUCCUGAAUAUUUUUCUUCUCUUGUACAAUAUCCUGACAUCCUGAUUACCAGUAUUUGUCCUACCGGGUUUUUGUUGUUUUCUGUUCUGUAUAAUAGUAUCUAAUGUUGGCAAAAAUUGAAUUUUUUGAAGUAUACAGAGUGUUAUGGGUUUUGGAAUUUGUGGACACAGAUUUAGAAGAUCACCAUUUACAAAUAAAAUAUUUUACAUCUAUAA